Terrapene triunguis (Three-toed box turtle) is the source of this 456-nucleotide messenger RNA. Its product is annotated as FH2 domain-containing protein 1-like. The transcript is spliced from 3 exons. NCBI's taxonomy places the organism in Eukaryota, Metazoa, Chordata, Testudines, Emydidae. The annotation marks the transcript as partial. The record is from RefSeq and is a predicted model, not a curated record.
GGGGGCUAUGCUGGCCAUGCCGCAGGCUUCCGGAUGGCCUCUCUCCUCAGACUGGCAGACACCAAGGCCAACAAGCCAGGCAUGGACCUGCUGCACUUCGUGGCCAUGGAGGCUGAGCGGAAGGACAGGAGUCUGCUGGAUUUCCCGAGCAAACUGGAGCACGUGGGGCUGGCGUCACGGAUCCAGGAGCAGGAGGUGGCGUUGGAGCUGCAGGGCCUGGGGGAGCGCCUGGCGGGGGCCCGCGGCAGCCUGACGGAGCUGGGCCCGGAGCAGCUGGAGCCCUUCCUGCAGCUGGCGCAGGCAGAGCUGGGCGCGGCGCAGGCGGAGCUGGAGCGGCUGCGCCAGGCCACGGCCGCGCUGCGCGACUUCUACUGCGAGGACGAGGCGCUGUUCUGCCUGCAGGAGGUGUGUGCCGUGCUGCACGCCUUCGGGGGGCGCUUCCGGACGGCCGUGCAG